Molecule: messenger RNA, 918 nt
Organism: Moneuplotes crassus
Lineage: Eukaryota; Ciliophora; Spirotrichea; Euplotida; Euplotidae
Source: the annotation of a GenBank genome assembly
AAUUUAUAGAAAUGCAAAAGCAUCAAAGAAGUUUCAGUUAUGGAAAUAGAGAACUUAGCUACAAAAAUAUCAAUCAAGAACUAAACAACUCAGUAGAAGGAAUCCGGGUUACAAAGAAAAAAUAAAUUUUUAGCAACAAACCUUUACCAAACUUAUUCUAGCAUUGAGAUUAUUUCUCCUUACCAAAAUGACCCAAAACAGGACUCUAAAAAUCAUCUAAAUUAUUCGUUCUUUCCCUCCUCCAAAUCCAUAAAACAGAAGCGAAAAACAAAAUGAAGACUUUCAAAAAUUCCAAGAAAAACAAAAGUCUGAAAGCGUCAAGUAGAUCUCCCUUCAAAAAGCAUCCUAGGAUCUUCACCAGAGUCGCACAUGGUUUCGGUUCAUCCUAAGUUGUGCUCUCAAGGCAACUUGAGUUUGAAAGCAAAGCUUCGAAUGAAGAAUUAUGCACUGAAGAAACUCAAAACUCUAAAGAAUAAGAUCUACAGGGUUCAAAAGAAAUCAAGGACGUUCUAUUGCUCCAAAUAAGGAAGUCACAGUGUCAAGGAAAGACGAUAAUGAGAACAGGCGUAAUCUUAAAAACCUCUCCAAUAAAUUCAACUUCCUUGCACAAGCCAGCAGUGGCUACUUAGAGGCAUCUCAGGAGUCAAUCUUUGACGAUUGCCACAACAAAACCAUCAAUGGGCAUUCUUCAAGCUUGGCUGAGCUUCAGCCAAGCUUGAAGAUCCACAAGAGAGGUUUUCACAGGACAAGACUCAAACGUCCAUGCCUAAGUAUCCUAGAUAAUGCUACACUUGAAAGGAUCUAUAAGCAUAAACAGAGGCUGGCCAGAGCAAAAUCUGCCAAUCUUGCUAACACUUCACAAAGGACUUAGAAGCCGAGGGUCAGGAGUUUGUGCAUUUUACUCAAUAAACCAAUAAC